Schistocerca nitens (vagrant locust) is the source of this 1310-nucleotide messenger RNA. RefSeq lists its product as uncharacterized. NCBI's taxonomy places the organism in Eukaryota, Metazoa, Arthropoda, Insecta, Orthoptera, Acrididae. The record is from RefSeq and is a predicted model, not a curated record. Bases 97 to 849 code for a protein of 250 amino acids. The transcript has 2 exons.
CCCUCUCCCCGCCAACCCCGGGCGACUGCCGCCGCAGGCCGAGGCCGGGCUAUAAGACGGCAACGCCGGCCGAGCUAAGGACAAUCCGAGAGAGUGAUGUCGGUGAGGAGGGACCGCGGUUCGCGCGCGACCACUGCUUGCUCUGCCGGAGCAGCCGCGAUGCGCCGCCUGGCCGUGGCUGCGGCCGUGGCGCUGUUGUGCUGCGCAUGCGCGGAUGCCGCCGCGGGUACGCGCGGUAGCGCCUGCAAAGGAUCGGGGCCGGCGCUCGAGGAGCUGCUGCGACGUAACUACAGCGAGCACAGCGACGGCAUGUGGAGCUGCGCCGACCGCGGCCCCCACUACCGCGACGCCACGCUCGCCUUCCAGUUCAACUCUCCCGGCCUGGAACUCAUGCACUGCAUCGCCGCGGACAGAGAGGUUUCGGAUUUUUCCAAAGACGAUGUGUACUUCGUCAUGCUGAGCGGCUCCGCGGACUCGCCGUCGCGGUACAAGUGCAAGUUGUGCGACAGCAGGUGGUACACUCUGGAUAGGGACCCGAUGUUGCAGCGGCCGCUGGUGCAGUGCAGAGGCUUCGCCGAGCUGGAGCUGGAGCUGGAAGGGCACCCCGCAGAGGCCGGGACGCGGCUGGACGGCGUCCGCUGCCACACGGCCUGGCGCAAGGGCUGCGACCGCGGCUACACGUGGUGCCACGGCAAGUGCUGCCGCCGCGAAGCGCUCUUCUACUAUCCCCAGCUGCAGCAGCCGAUUGGCACUGGUAGUCUGCUGACUGCACAGAGUGCUGGAUCCCGUGAUGCACCACUGCUGCACCGUCUGACAAAGGCGGCAAAGACAGCUGACACUGCCUGCUGACUGCUGACUGGUACUGCUGGGAGCCUGUAGGCUGCUGGACCUUGUGAGGCUCCCCUGCCGCGCCUAAUGGCAGUGGCUCUGUAGGCUGCUGGCCCAUAGGAGGCACUGUUGCAGCACCUGCAGACAAUGGCAGCACAGGCUGCUGUCACUGACUGCUGACUGCUGCUGCUGCUGAGUGCUGACAACAUAGAGAGCCAGCCCACAGAAGUCGCCAAUGAUGAGCCUGCUAUUACUAUAAAUAAAAUGUCGCAAUUCCUUAUCUGUGAACAUGAUGUAGUUUGGCUGCAUGCAUGAAAAUGGAAUGACUGGCGGACGUAUCUGUAUCAACAUUCCAUCGUAAAUAAAGUUGACUGUAUAUUGUGUCCUGUACAGCUGUGGUUCAGUGUUGCAGUAUCUAUGAGUUAUAGCGAAGUACUAAACUGUUUUUUACUGAAGUUAAUAAAAGACAGGAAAACAUACCA